Stomoxys calcitrans (stable fly) is the source of this 1914-nucleotide messenger RNA. RefSeq names its product peptidyl-prolyl cis-trans isomerase FKBP8. Lineage: Eukaryota; Metazoa; Arthropoda; Insecta; Diptera; Muscidae. The record is from RefSeq and is a predicted model, not a curated record. Bases 258 to 1427 code for a protein of 389 amino acids. The transcript is spliced from 9 exons. Gene Ontology annotation, molecular function: protein binding; peptidyl-prolyl cis-trans isomerase activity.
UUAAACCCCUGUUUGCUCGUCUUUUUUUUUCUUGUAAGAAACCCCAGGAAACUCGACUAGAGACUUGAAUUCUUGUCUCCAGGAAUUAAAAGGGACAGGCACAUCUAGUCGCAGUACAAGAAGUGCCAAUAUCCAAUAAUUCGCUUUUCAUUCUUACUUUUGCAAUUGUGCGUAAUUCAUUGAAAUCUUUAGAAAGUUCCAUGACCUUUGAUAAAUUAACAACAAGAACGUAGAACGCAUUAUAACCACCAAUCAUCAUGGAUGCUGAGAAAUCAAGCAAUAGCUCCUUCGAGGAUCUUUCAAAUCUCAAUGAGGCCGACAUGAAAGCUGCCGCAGAAGCUUUCAUAGACAACGAAAAACAAGAUGCUGAGGGUGGUGAAAAGGAAACAGCAGGACAGGAAGAAGAUAUCUGCGAUGUUUUGGGCAAUGGCCAAUUGAUUAAAAGAGUUCUUAAGAAGUCCACCAGCAACAAACGACCACAGCGAGGCGACAAGUGUACAUUGAGCUUUACUGGCAAAUUGGAGAAUGGCAAGAUUGUGGAGAAACAGGAGAAUUUUGAAAUUCAUGUUGGUGAUUUUGAGGUAAUACAAGGUCUUGAUAUGACUAUUCCCUUAAUGGAUAUCGGUGAAGUUGCUGAAGUUCAAGUUGAUGCAAGAUUUGCCUAUGGUUCAUUGGGCUUGAAAAAUGAUACAGACCCCGAAUUAAGCAUUCCCCCAGAAUCAAAGUUAACAUACGAAGUGCAUUUAAAAGACGCAAUUUAUGAAGAUUUUUCCGCUCUUAAAUCUUAUGAAGUACGCAAAACAUAUGGAACUCGCAAAAAGGAACGCGCCAAUUUCUGGUAUAACCGCAAUGAUUAUAACACGGCCAUUCAGUUGUAUAGACGUGCAUUGGACUACUUGGAUGAUCGUGAUGGUGACCCUGAGGCUGAAUUUGAGAAAGAAGACUUAGAGUUAUCAAAUAAUGAGUUGCAAUCUUUACUGAAUGAUCGCUUGAUUGUCUACAAUAAUCUGGCUAUGGCUCAAAUCAAAAUAUCAGCUCUGGAUGCGGCUUUACAGUCUGUUGAAAACGUUUUACGCUGUCAGCCGAAUAACUCAAAAGCUUUAUAUAGGAAAGGAAGAAUACUGGAGGGAAAAGGCGAUACAAAAGGAGCCAUUACAUUAUUACAAAAGGCCGCGACUUUGGAACCUGAAAGCCGAACUAUUCAACAGGAUUUGGCAAAAUUAAUCAUUAAAGCAAGACGCGAAGAACACAAUGAGAAAAAGAUGUACCAAAAAAUGUUGGGACAGGCCAACAAAUUGGAGCAGAAAAAUAAGCAACCACAAAAGCAACAAACUGUUGAAAGUUCUAAGUUAAAACUAUUGGGCUAUCUCAUGGGUUCCAUUUUGAUUGGUGUCGCCGGUGUGGCAAUGUAUCGUUAUAAAUAUUAAUUGACGCCCCUUCUCAAACCUACGGGGUUUUAACACAAUAACCUCAAAAAUCAAUUUCCACAAGAGAUCGGCCGUAAGAACCACAAAAGCAGCGAAUAUUCACUCAUGUUUAUAUUUUUUUGUUUUGUGUGGUAUCAUAAGGAUACUCAAUCUGAAAUUUUUUGCACUUGUCCCGAAAUCCCGUAAUGAAGGAGUUCAUGUUGUUUAUAUUCUCUUUUCCGACACCCCUGUUGUAUGUAUGUAAUUUACAAGCAUUUUUUUAUAUCUAUUUUAGUUGCUUUAUGGAGUAAAGGGUUAUUUUCUUUUCGUUUUUUUGCGCCGUACAUGAUUGCUGUUUAAAUUUCACCAAUUAUUACUUUUUUGGAUCUUAAGCAUUCAAUAUGAAUGGUUUUAAGUUAAUUUUCAUUCCAUGUUGAUGCGUUUAUUUGAUACAAAAAAAAAACAUUAAAACAAAAUAUAUCAAAUUUCUAAAUAAAUGAAAAGCAUA